UGUAUUUUGGUGAAGCUUUCGUAGAGUUGUUGACGAGAAUGAUUAGACACGUUCAUGUUUGUGAGUGGACCUUAACGAAUGGGUGUCCAGGAGGCGAGAUAGAUGAAAUAAGGAAAGAAUAGAAGAAUGAUAGAUAUAAUGAAUGCUCUCAGGAUAACCACUACAUAAUCACGUGUUUCAUAGCCAUUCCAAACACACUCCGCCUAGACCAAUGGAUGACCAGAAGGGUGAGAUCGGUGAGAUAAGAAAAGAGGAAAAUAAUGAUAUCUAUAAUGAAUGCACUCAAGAUAACCAUUAAUAAUAUGUUUUCUAGAUAGCCCAGACACCCUCCGCUAAGCCCAAUGGAUGACCAGGAGGGCGAGAUCGAUGAUAUAAGGGAAGAGGAGGAGAGUGAUGACGGUGUAGAGAUGAGCGAAGAGGAGGGAGAUGAGGGGUGGCAGGGAGGGGAGCCAGCACCCACCCCGCCGCCUGCCUCCCCCUCCCCGCCCCCGCCACCACCUCCAGCAGAUCCGCCCCAGCAGCCCGACCCUUCGCCCCCGCCCUCCCCCUCCCAGCCAGCCUCACCCCAGCUCUCCGCGUCACCCCAUGAGGAGGCCCCAGGUCGCGGCGGCAGCUCGUGGGAGGCGGUGCUGCAGACCCUGGGGCCAGAUCACCCGCUGCUCAGGGGCUUCCAGGAGGCCAAGAGGCGGCAGCUGCGCGAGGAGAAGAGUCAACUGCAGCUUCGCCUCAUGCAGCUGCGGCAGCAGACUAGUGACCUCAAGCGGGAGAACGUGACGCUGGGCUCCAAGAUGUUCGAGGUGCAGCAAGCCGUCACCAGAGCGCAGGUCAACCUUGAUAAAUCGAAAACGGAGCGGCGGCGGACCCAGGAGAUGGUGGGGGCGGCGCGGGAGGCCAUGGCGGCGGCGCUGAGGCAGGAGCAGGAGGUGGUGGCGGCCAUGACGGCGGCACGCAGGCACGAGGUGGAGAUGAAGCGCGAGGUGGAGCGACUGGGCAGCAGGGUGGCGGCGGUGAAGGAGGCGCGGGAGGAGAGUGACGGCGACGUGACCACCCUGACCCGCGUCCUGCACAAGACUGCCUGGGACCGCGCCGCCCUCGAGAAGGACAAGAUGCUUCAGGAUAUGCUGGUGGAGCGGCUGACGGGAGCGCUGGAGCGGGAGCAGGCCACGCUGACGACGCUGGACGAGGCGAAGAGGGAGGAGGCGGAGCUGGCGCGUGCCCUGAAGGAGCGGGCGAGGCUGCAGGAGGAGGAGCUGCUGCAUCUGGAGUGUGAGGGCGUGGGCGUGAAGCGGGCGUGGGAGGCCAACGUGGUGGUGCUGCAGAGGAGGUCAGAUGAGCACGCCCGCGCACAGGAACACCUCCAGCACCUGACGGCGGAGCGGGCGGGACUCAAGGCGCAGCUACACAACACAAGGAAGGACGUGAGGGAAUUGCAACUGGAACACGAACAACAGUCAUGCAGGUUGUUGCGGAUGGAGCGAGACGUGAGGAAGCAGAGGGAGAAGCUGACGGCGACGCGGGAGGAGGCACAGCAGCUGGCGGAGAGGCACGAGGACCUGGCGGCGGCGGUGGAGCAGCUGGAGACCCGGAGUGACGCCAUGAAGAAGGAGGCCCAGGAGCAGGAGCGGCUGAAGGAGCGAAUGUACAGCGAGGUUCGGGUGGCCACGGAGCGCUGGCGUCGGGCGGAGGAUCAGGCGCUGGCGAGGCUGGCGCACCAUACGGCCGCCACGCGAGCCGCCAGGAACCUCAGGCGCGCUGCAGCCGAGGCCCGCGCGAGGUGCCGUCAGCUGGAGGACGAGCUGGUGGAGAAGGAGCGGGGUGCGGCGGACGCGGCGCUGAGGGCCUCGGAUGCGCGGGUCAGCGUCUCCGCCCUCACCGCCACCAAGGACUCCGUGGCUUCCGUAGUGGACCAGCUGAACGCCACGCUUGACGGGCUGGAGAGGGAGCUGAAGAGAGGCCACGAGAAGGUCAGCACCAACGAGAGUGCCGUGGAUCGCCUCAACAAGCAGCUGGCCAAGGUGGUCGAGCUGGCGCAGGGGAGUGAGGCGCCCCCCGCCGAGCGUGAGGAGCGUCGGUUACGUCUGCUGCUGCACGACCGCGCCAGGGAGUGCGCGGCCCUGGAGGACGAGGCGCUCACCGUGCACCGCCACCUGCUGGAGGCGCGGGAGGCGCGUGACAUCCUCACCGAGAAGAUAUCACGCCUCUACCAAGAGCUGAGCGCCAUGCGGAGUCGCCAGGCGCGGCUGGAGGGCGGCGUGCAGCAGGAACAGGGGGCGCUGAGGGAGGCCGAGCGGCGGCGGGAGAGGCUGCACCGCGCCCUGGCCACGGUGGACGCCAGGCUGCACCAGGAGUCCCAGCUGAGGGAGGCCGCGUCGAGGGAGGCCGACGCCGCAGAGACGCACCUUCUGGCCAAGCUGAAGGUAUGGGCCGUCACGCUGUUGUCUCGUCUUCCUCUAUGUACUGUUUCCUCUAUGCUGUUUUCUCCUCAGUCACGUAGCAGUUUUAGUACUGUUACACUGUUUAGCGUCAUUAUCACUGUUGUUUGUGUUUCCCUUCAUCAUCUUCAUUCAUCACUACCAUAUUGUUCUCUUCAGCAAUGUUCCCAUCACUGUUCUCGUCCUCAGGAGCUGGAGCAGGAGGCGGCGAGGAAGGGCGCCGAGCUGGAGAGGAUGAGGAACAAGAAAGAGGAGAUCGAGGGGACGCUGCUGGCUGCGACGCGGGAGAGGACGGAGUGGGAGAAGAGUCUGGCCGAGCUGAGGAGCAUCCAGGAGACACUGAGGAAGGACUUGGGAACGGAGGGCGACCUGCACGCCAUGAAGACGGAGAUCACUCGUAUGCAGACUCGCUGGCGCACGCUGCAGACCACGCAGAAGGAGCUCUCGGGCCAGCUGGAGCAGUGCGUGUACGUGGAGGCGGCGGUGAAGACGCGCACGCUGGCCACCGUCUCCAAGCUGCGCCGCGACCCCAACUCGGCGCGCGCCACCACGCUCAUGCACGAGGAUAUACUCAGGAGGAAGCUGGCCAAAGGGAGCAAGAAACUGUCCGAAAUCGAGGCCGCGGUGGGGUCGGCGCGCACGGAGAAGAACCGGCUGAGCGAGGAGGGGCAGCGGCAGGAGCGACUGUACGCCCACAACGUGCGGCUGCUGCAGGAGGCCGCCACCCACCUCGAGCAGAAGCUGAUCAAGAAGCAGGAGGAACAGCUUCGGCUCCAGGAGUGUCGGGCAAGACUACGCCACCUGACGGCGGUGCGGGAGAGCAGGUACAAGAUGCUGGCGGCGGCGGGGGAGGAGGCGCAGCAGGCGGUGCGGGAGAGGCUGGCGGCGCGGGCCCUGGCGUACAGUGGGGUGGUGGCGCAGCUGGAGGCGGGCUACCCUCAGAUGGAGAUGAAGCUGCGCAACAUGAAGGCUCUGCUGCAGAACUUUAUGGAGUGACCUGCUAUCUCCACCGCGACCCACUCCCUCCCUCCCUCCCUCCCUCUCAACACCAUGCAGGAUUCCCUUACGCCUUCCCCCGCCACGCCCUCACACCAUUCCCAGCCUCCACCACCACUACCACGUACACACCAGCAUCACCACCUACACCACUACAUACGCCAGCACCAUCACCACAUACACCAGUACCAUCACCACCACCACCAACACCACUACAUACGCCAGCACCAGCACCACCACUACAUAACACCAGUACCACCACCACCACCACUACAUACACCAGCACCAGCACCACAUACACCAGUACCACCACCACCACCACCACAUACACCAGCACAACCACCACCACCGCUAUUCACAGGUAUAUCCUAUCCACCGCACACACAACCACCACCACCACCAUCCUUAUCACAAACGCACCUCUAUUUUUUUCGAGGAACUAUUUUCUUACCAUAACUCUGACUCUGCCGCACACACCGAUAGGCGGGACGUGUGUUUGUAAUGAAGAUGAGGCUGUCGUGGUUAAUUC
Messenger RNA from Eriocheir sinensis (Chinese mitten crab), 3957 nucleotides. Its product is annotated as coiled-coil domain-containing protein 40-like. Lineage: Eukaryota; Metazoa; Arthropoda; Malacostraca; Decapoda; Varunidae. The transcript has 17 exons. Gene Ontology annotation, cellular component: cytoplasm. The coding region runs from base 342 to 3428 and encodes 1028 amino acids. Gene Ontology annotation, biological process: axoneme assembly. The record is from RefSeq and is a predicted model, not a curated record.